Molecule: messenger RNA, 2849 nt
Organism: Drosophila miranda
Lineage: Eukaryota; Metazoa; Arthropoda; Insecta; Diptera; Drosophilidae
Product: dentin sialophosphoprotein
Exons: 1
Coding region: 1363-2478 (371 amino acids)
Source: RefSeq, a predicted model, not a curated record
UGACAUUCUCUCGGGGGAUUCGUUCGAGACUUGCGUUACGUGUGACCCACUGACUGAGUGAAUCUCUGAAUUGACUCUUUUUUCAAUUCGAAUACGAGCAGAAGUUCCAAUUCCAAUUGCCUUGGCCUGGCCCAGUCUAUAAGCUUGCCACUGAUUAUGCUGCUCCAACUGAUACUGCCGCGGCUGCUGUCCUUGCCGCUCGUCGCUGUUUUUAUUUAUAGAAGACUUUUCCCAUCUUUUCCAUCUCUUCCAUCUUACAUUCGCGGUCUGUGUGCAUAACCGCAGUGUGGUCGCAAAACGUGCACAAAACUCGCCUUGGGGAGUGGGUGGUGGCGAGUGGGCUGGCAAGCGGGGCGGCCAGUGGGGUGGCGCUUUUCCUUUGGCUCUUUCUUAUGCGGCUAAGCGCAUAAUUGCAGUCAUUAUCCGGAAUUAGAUUAGCCCUGUGGUCUUUUUCGGAUUUAUAUCUAUUUCAGGAGUGCCGUUGCACGCUCAAAGGAUGUUUUGAGCGGCACAAAGGACAUGACUGACAUGAUUCGUCUUCUGUAUAAUUCCAUGGCCCACGAAUAUCCUUUGCUCGAUGUUAGCCACGGGCCAAGUCCUGCCCCUGCCCCCUGCCCUCUGCCCACGAGGCUCCAAAUAUUACCAAUGCCUUCACGUGAGUCGGAUCCACAUGCGCCGCUGAGCUCCUGAAGGUGUCACUAGUUUUCAGGUGACGGCGAUGCCCGGGGUAUGACGUGCUAGGAUCACGUUCCCCAUCACGCAAAAUACUCGGAACUGAAAAGUGCAACAAGCGGCUGGCUACAAAGCCCACCAGCCAGCAGCCAUGAGGCAUCAUCCAGCAGCAGCACAAUGGGGAAGCCAUCAGCAGUCACGUUGAGUGGAAAUGCCCUAACACUAGGCUUUGGGGCAGCAGCAGCAGCAACAGCAGCAACAGGCAACAGGUAGAUGUCCGCCCCCCAUUCGGUGGGCCUUCAUUAGCUCGUCCUCGUCGUCCGGUGUGUGUCAGUGUGGCAUGCCUCGUCGGGUGCGCGCUCGGAGCACGAGCGAGCAACGAACAGCGAACACUGUGUGUCCUCGUCGGAGGCGAAGGUUGAAACGAAGUGGAGCUGUCAGACGACAUUGAGGAUGUGUAUAAAAGCAGGAGCCGCAGUGCAGCCAGCAAUAGUCUUCGCCAGAACUCACGGGACGCGACAAACCUCUAGAGAAGCCUGCUCCAAAGAAAGCAUCUCCCAAAAAGCAGCCAAGAAGCAGCUAAGAAGCAGCUCCCUGCUCCACCAGAACUCGAUUUAUUCAAAAGUGAAAUAAACCAGUGAAAAACCAGUGAAGAAAACCCUAAGAAAAGAGACAAAAACUCAAAGAAAAAUGGAUACCCAUUCUCCCAAAAACGGCUCCAAGUCGAGCUCCAGCGGCAGCUCGGCGGCCAGCUCCUCGAUGGAUCUGGGCAGCGGCAAGCAGCGCCACCAGCGCGGCCAGAAGAAGCUCUCCCGCAGCAGGAGUCUGCUGCAGUUGCUCAGCAGGCACCUGGGCAAGCAUUUCCACCACCACUCGCACCAUCCGCAGCACGAGACGGUCUACAGCAGCCAGGACGACAUCCGCAGCAGCUCCACGGACUCCUUCAGCCUGAGCUACGAGCGCGGCUCCCACGAGUGCAGCGGCGGCAUGUCCACGAAUCUGAAUAUGAACAUGAACAUGAACAUGAACGGGGGCUCCAGCCAGGACCUGGAUCAGGAUCAUGAUCAGGAGCACACCUCGAGGGCCUCUCCGGUGUCGGGAUACUCGCGGUACUCGCCCACGGGCCUCGACUACUACGACAACCAGGGGCACAUCUACGUGGAAGCCGUCUUCCGACCGGGCAGCGCCCUGGAGCAGCUGCAUCCCCAGAUGCAUCCCCACUACGACGAGGACUGCAGCGAGGGCAGCAACAGCAGCAGCAGCAGCAACGAGGGAGAGGGCGAUGGCGACAACGACAACGACAACGACGGCGACAAUGAGCGCGAGGAUGAGAACGAGAACGAUAAUGAGAACGAAAAUGAGAGCAGGAAGCCAAGAUCCGCUUCGGCGGCAUCCGCUUCCGCUUCCAAAUCGCACGGACUCCAUCUCAGCCGGAUCUCGAUUUCGUCGUCGGUCAGCCGGAUGCUCCAGCACUUCUCCAGCUCGGCGGCCACCACCGCCAACGCCUCGCUGCGCUCCCUCUCCUGCAGCAGCACGCCCCUGCACCGACAGCUGAAGAAGAAGUCCCUGUCGCCCCACAACUCCAACAGCAGCAGCAGCAGCAGCAGCCACUCCAGCAACAGCCACAGCAACUCCAGCUCCAAGUCGAACUCCGGCUCCGGCUCCUCCUCGAAGAAGGACAAGAAGCAGCAGAGCAUCCUGCGGCCACCAGUGCAGUAUGUCCACAUGAAGGGCAUGUCGGGGCUCUACUCGAGGGUUCCCAGCUAUGCGGUCUGCUGUCCCUACACCCUCCAUCACAUGUACUAAGAGAACCAGACGAACUGGGAGAAGUGACCAGUGGAUGAAGCUGCAAGGAGUGGAAACGGGACUGGAUCUGGACCUGGGGAGAGAUACUCUAGCUCUCUUCGGAUCCAAGUGAUGUACGAGUAGUGCCUAAAAGCCUAAAGCCCAAAGCCUAAAGCCUAGAGCCUAAAGCAAGGGAUUGGAAGGAUUGCAAACAUGAAACGUGACGGGGAUUCUUCUGAGAUUCGUCGGGGAGCAGCAGAGAGCAUAUUUUAUAAAUGUGUGAAAGCUGAGUCCGCGGAGGACUAUCCUCUGCGGAUUGGGCCCAUAAGUGUACCUAAUUCUAUAUACCCCCCUCCCUCCCAGAAAUCAGAACAUAUGUCUACGAGUACGAG